Molecule: messenger RNA, 3863 nt
Organism: Planococcus citri (citrus mealybug)
Lineage: Eukaryota; Metazoa; Arthropoda; Insecta; Hemiptera; Pseudococcidae
Exons: 18
Coding region: 510-3509 (999 amino acids)
Source: RefSeq, a predicted model, not a curated record
GCGAUUUCAUUUCGAGUUGCGAGUUCACCUGUAUCUUGUACAGGUAAAGUCGUGUGUUUAUGUCGCGUUGAGUUGUGUUUUUUUUUUCUAUUUGUACGUUGAUUAUUUUUAAAAAACUGAGAUUGUAUUUUAUUGUGACUUUUGUUUUGGUUUGUGAAUGGAUUUAGUGGUGUUUUAAACUUUUAUUAAUAGUUCGGAGUGAAUUUUGAGUGCAUUUUUGAUCGUUUAGUUUGCUUUUGGAACAUUUUAAUUGAUUUAUUGAGCUGAAGAUUCAAGAAAAACAGUAGUUAUUUGACGGGGCAAGGAAUUGCCCUAGUAACUCGGAUCGCUCCAAGCAUGAUCUACAAUAUUAGGCCUAAUUCACGACCUAGUACAAUAACAAAGGAAUACUUCGUUCUUAGAUUUUAGAAUAUGGAGUAUUCGAAACAGAUUCGCCGAACCAAGAUGUAAGAAGGAAGAAAAAACCAGGCGCUCAAGUCAUGUAAUGCCAAGUCUGGUGAUACCGGAGCAUGGGCAACUCAGGGAGUGGCCAUCAGCAACAAGCGACUCUCGUCGAAGGGCCUCCUCAUUCGUGGGCUCAUUCCUUCCCACGAACAACAUCUUUCAAAGUAUUACCCGACCGGAUACCCGGUCAGAAACUUCGUCUUACUGAUAAUGGAGCCAUUUUACACAACGGCGGUACCAUAAGUGGUCGUAAACCGUAUGCUUUUGAGCCUCCGGUACAGGGAUUCCGUAACGGUGGCUUUCAAAAUGGCCAAGAUUACCGGCGAACAUUAUACGGCAGCGAGCCGGACCUGCGUUACACAAGAGAUACACGAGACGCAAAACGCAACUAUAUGCCUCAAACCAACCAAACUUAUUAUAACAAUAAUAACGAUAAUUCUGUAAAAGCUCGCAUUGGCAGAUCGAGAAAGAAAUACAAAGCCCCUCCGGCGCCGCAUAAUAAUAGCGCUGAUAGUUCAUCUCCAGAUUCGUAUCAUCGAUGGGAAACCUCGGCCGAUAGUUCGGACGUUACUACGCCAUCCAGAAGGUCUCGAUUAUUCAAAACCAGGGCCGAAACUAAACGUCCGUCGUUUGAUCAUGGUGCGGUCAAUAAAUAUGCACCGAAUUCGUACUCGCAAAUGUACAAAGGUCAAGUACCAGGCCAGCUGCAGCGUAGUUUGUCAUCACCUCAGUUCCAAGACGAACUCACAGCAAAACUGCGAGAACGAGCCAUACGGGAACCACCGGUCGGUAAAGCUGCCGAUAGUCCGCAUAAUUCGCCAGUUCUACGUUCCAAAGAGAACAUCUCUCAGGCCAAAAAACCAGUUUCCAAAUCGCACGCUUCCGAUUUAAGGAAGCCCAAUGGAAAGGCACACAAUGUGCCGGAAAAGUUACCUUUGAAAAAUGGCAUCAAGUCUAAUGCCAAUAACGUUAAUCACUCGUCGAACGCUUAUCGAAGUCGACCGCCCAAAGAUGCGAAUAAAAGGAACGAUAUCGAGCAACGAAAUCAUUCCAAAGCUCCCGUACAAAAUGGAGUCUCGUCGGAAAAAUUCGCUCAUCGGAAAGUCACCGAGAAAAAAGAACCAGAAAAAAAACAAGAAAAACCAUCCGCUCCGGUGAAAAAAUUCUACUUCGGUAUGGAAUCCGACGCCCAGCAACCCGAACCACUCGUGAACGGAGACACGAACGAAAUCGUCGAUAAGUUCGCCGAAACGUUGAAAAAAUCACCAGCAGUAGUCAGCAAUACCUCGCCAUCGGAGAGUUUUUCCAGCGAACCGACCAACGACGAUAGUUCGGCCGGAAUCUCGUUGAAACUGCGGCCAACGCUUCCUCGCAAACAACUAGACAUACCUAGGUUCAGUCCGACCGCAGCGUGGCGAUUACUAUCCGCAUUGGAAAGUCCGGUGCAUAGCGAAGAAGAUGAUUUAAUGCUGAUCGAAGAACAAAUACCGCAUCCUCACGCCGGCCAUCAUCAAUUAACCGAUAAAUCGGGCGAUAGCGGUAUUUCGGGCGACGCCAGUCCGCAGCAUCAAGACUCCACUCAUAACUCGCAGGUUGCAUGGACUCCUCAGCAAGAUUUGGAAGAAACCAGUUCCGAUGGAGGGCUCGAAUCAGCGCCCGUUUCUCCCGAAAGCAUCGGUACGGCUAAAUUUUCACCGAGGUUUUCGUUAUCUCUGCCCAGGGAUGAAAGAGUGCCACCGUAUCCUUAUUCUGAUAAGAUCCCUUCAGAAAUAUUUCCGUCGUCGAGUUUUCAAAAUUUAAAGAAACUCAAACGAUCAGUAAGCGGUGCAUUAGGAAGGAAUAAGGAAGUAGCUGCGGUUUCAUCACUAGAUGAAAAUUGGCUACUUAGCAGAAGCGUGCCAAAUUUAUUUCAUAAUUCAUACGCGAAUCGUUGGAGUGAUACGAGUCCAUCUUCUGGCGAUCAGGAUGAUGAUCCAGCAUGUUCGGUGGGGAAACCUCCUUCUUUUUCAUAUUUAGCUAAUGGCGGCCAUAUUAUGUAUUUACCAGAGUAUAAAAAUACCAAACAACAAAGAGAACGAAAAGUUCCAAAUUUAACUCAGAUGUCAAAAUCAUGCGAAGACCUGACGAGGCAUCAAGUUGAAAAAUCCAACCAUAUGAGCAACAUGUCAUCGAGCCCAAAUCCUAGCAAUAGCAGUAAUAGCAAUAGAACAAAGUCAAGUCGUAAAUUCACCUUUCAAAGUACAAUUAGACAAAUCGAAAGGAAAAGGAUAGCGGAGAAAUUAUCAAAAGAAGCUGAAGAGAAAGAAAGAAGAAGAUUGCACGAAUUGGAAGCUAUGAAAAAAGUCGAAGAAGAAUUUCAGCGUAAAAGAGAACGAGAAAAGGCUGACAUUAGGCAUCAAUUACGAUUAUACAAUUUAACAGAAGGUGGCAGAGAACAACCCGAUGGCGCUGUUAUUCCUCCCUCACCUCCCGGUACACAAAUUUUAUCCGAGUACCGACAACCUCGAAGGGAUUACAGGGAUUAUACCCCAAUGAGAUCGGAUUUGGACUCGAUAUCUCAUUCAGAUCCUGGAAUUAAAAAAGAAACCGUACAUCCGGAAGUUGUUUAUAAAAUGCCUAAAAAUGCUCAAGUCUACGUUACUCCGCAUCAUUCUAAUUCUGGUAAUGGAAGUUAUCAUUCGCGGGUCGACUCUCCUAAAUCAUUAUCUACGGAUAAUUAUAGGAAAGAUUUUGCUCAAGGUGCCUUACCACGUUCGGUAGCUAGCUCGGAUUCCGAAUUAUCUCAGCCUAAUACCAGGCCUACUUCACGAACGAAACAACGAAGCAGGUCCCAAAGCCCAGAACUCGAUGACGAAGCAAACGAACCAGAAGACUACGAUAUUUCAACGAAUGAAAUCCCCAUCAUCGAUAGUUCUUUAAACAGAAAAGAAUCGUUGAAAAAUUCGCAGCAUAAUAAAGAAUCGGUGCAUAACAAAAUAACACCUCAGCCGUAUAAUCGUAAUAAAACCUAUAAGCCGGUUUUAUUCAAACCAUUCAGUGAUAAAAUUGCUCAAGUUACUUCGUAAAUUAGUUCUUAAAUGUGCGUUAUUUUAAAAACUAGUCGUUCAUAUGUACAUAUUAGGCUAUAAAUCGCGAACAUAUUAUAUUAUUUUUUUUUUAAUGUAAUCAAUUCGCUAUAGAGGUCUAAUUAUGAUUGAACAGUUUGCAUUGUCAUCUUGGUAUUUUUUUUUUUUUUACAUGUUUUAUUUCGAUAGUGCAAUAUUUAAGAAUAAAUAAUACGUACCUGUUCAUGAAGUAUUUAAUUCUUUUUUUGUAUGUACAUUUCUUCUUUUUUUUUCGCUGUUAUUUGUUAUAUUUUCUAACUUACGUUGAAAUAGCGUUAUAAUUUGGAUAAAUAAAAAAUGUUUAGUAUUCUUGCA